Notolabrus celidotus (New Zealand spotty) is the source of this 2947-nucleotide messenger RNA. RefSeq names its product unc-45 myosin chaperone B (gene unc45b). The transcript has 20 exons. The coding region runs from base 46 to 2838 and encodes 930 amino acids. NCBI's taxonomy places the organism in Eukaryota, Metazoa, Chordata, Actinopteri, Labriformes, Labridae. The record is from RefSeq and is a predicted model, not a curated record. Gene Ontology annotation, molecular function: Hsp90 protein binding.
UCAGGCUGUCAACGUGGAGCAAGACCUACAACACACAAUCCAAAGAUGGGAGACCCGGUCCAGUUAAAAGACGACGGAAACAAACACUUCCAAGCGGGAGAGAUUGACAAAGCCAUUGAAUGCUAUACUAAAGCCAUCAGUGGUUGCAAGGACAAAAAAGUGCUUGCUGUCAUAUACAGGAACAGAUCAGCAUGCUACCUGAAAAAGGAAAGCUAUGCAAAUGCAGCAUCUGACGCAUCUAAAGCAAUCGAUGUUGAUGCAGCUGAUAUUAAAGCCUUGUACCGGCGUUGUCAAGCUCUGGAGAAGCUAGGUAAACUUGACAUGGCUUUUAAGGAUGUACAGAGAUGUGCCACCAUUGAACCGAAGAACAAGACUUUCCUGGAGACUCUACGCAGACUUGGAGCAGAAAUUCAAGCCAAGCUCAAGACAACAUUUUCGACCGAUUCAAGGGUACAGAAUAUGUUCGACAUUCUUCUUGAUGAAGAAAUGGACAAGGAUAAAAAGGAAAAAGCUGCAAACAACCUGAUUGUGCUGUCUAGAGAGGAUGCUGGAGCAGAGAGAAUCUUCCAGAAUAAUGGCAUGUCUUUGCUACUCACCAUGAUAGAGACAGGCAAACCAGAGAUGAUCUUGGCUGCCAUUCGCACAAUGUCAGGAAUGUGCACAGGACACAAAGCUCGGGCAAUGGCCAUAAUUAACAUGGUGGGUGUUGAUAAGAUGUGCAGCAUCAUGGCUGUUGACAAUGAAGAGAUUUCACUGGCAGCCUGCAACCUAUUCCAGUGUGUCAAUGACUCCCUCACUGGUGGAGAUAAAAGAGAAUAUGGGAAAGAAGAGGCUCUGGUUUUGGAUGCAUCCAAAGACCUGAAAACUAUUCUUCUAUCCCUGCUGGAGAUGGUCGCCAGUAAGAAGGUGUCUGGUCAUGGCAGAGACCAGGCUCUAAACCUAUUGAGCAAAAAUGUACCUCGCAAAAACAAGAAAGAGCAAGACCACUCCAGGACGCUCUUCACUAUUGACAAUGGUCUGAAGAAGAUCCUCAAGGUGUGUGGUCAGGUGACUGAACUGCCAGACCAGCUGCCUUUAACAGAAAACACACAGCUGAUUGCCAGUGUGCUUCUCACCAAGCUCUAUGACGACCUUAAAUGUGACCCUGAGAGAGACAACUUCAGAGACAUUUGUGAUGCAUAUAUCAAAUCCAAAAUUGACCCUAACGACAUGGACAAGACCAUUCAUGCUAUCAAUACCAUCUCAGGACUCCUUCAGGGUCCCUUCGACGUGGGCAAUGCUCUGAUUGGACACCAAGGUAUAAUGGAAAUGAUGGUGGCAUUGUGUGCCUCCGAACGUGAGGUUGACCAGAUGGUUGCUGUGGAGGCUCUGAUCCAUUCCUCCACAAAGAUGAGUCGAGCCAGCUUCAUCAUCACCAACGGUGUGUCCCUGCUCAAGGACAUCUACAAGAAGACCAAGAAUGAGAGGAUUAAGAUACGUGCGCUGGUGGGUCUCUGUAAACUGGGUUCUGCUGGUGGUGAUGAUUACAGUUUAAGGCAGUUUGCUGAAGGCUCCACAGAGAAGCUCGCCAAGCAGUGCAGAAAGUGGCUUUGUAAUCCCCAGAUUGAUACCAAAACAAGAAACUGGGCUAUAGAGGGUCUUGCUUAUUUGACUAAUGAUGCUGAUGUGAAAGAUGACUUCGUUGAGGAUGAGGCUGCCAUGAAAGCUAUGUUUGAACUGGCCAAGUCUAGGGAUAAGACAAUCUUAUAUGCAGUAUCUUGCACCCUGGUUAACUGCACCAAUUGCUACGAAAAGAAAGACAUCCUCCCUGAGCUGGUUCAGCUUGCCAAGUUCUCAAAGCAACAUGUCCCUGAACAACAUCCCAAGGACAAGAAGGAUUUUAUUGAGAGGAGAGUGAAAAAGCUUCUGAAGGCUGGAGUCACAUCAGCCCUUGCUGUCAUGGUCAAAGCAGACAACUCCAUCCUGACUGACCAGACAAAGGAGAUGCUGUCAAGGGUUUUCUUGGCAUUGUCAGAGGAUCCAAAGGACAGGGGAAUUAUUGUUGCCCAAGGUGGGGGGAAGGCUUUGAUACCACUUGCCCUGGACGGCACAGAAGCUGGGAAGGUAAAGGCCUGUCACUGCCUUGCCAAGAUUGCAGCUAUUUCUAACCCUGAAAUUGCCUUCCCGGGUGAGAGGGUGUAUGAGGUGGUACGGCCUUUGAUUAACCUCCUUCAAACAGAUAGAGAUGGAAUUCAAAACUAUGAAGCUCUGAAAGGCCUCACCAACCUCGCUGGUUUCAGUGAAAAACUAAGGGUAAAGAUUUUGAAAGAGAACGCCAUACCAGAAAUUGAGAACUACAUGUUUGAGGAUCAUGACCAGAUCAGACAGGCUGCCACUGAAUGCAUGUGCAACCUUGUUACAUGUAAAGAUGUCCAAGAACGCUACCUGGAAGAUGGCAAUGAUAAGUUGAAGCUGCUAAUUCUGCUGUGUGGCGAAGAUGAUGAAAAACUCCAGAUAGCUGCAGCUGGAGCUCUGGCCAUGCUCACUGCUGCUCAGAAGAAGCUCUGCAACAAGUUGACCAUGGUGACGACCCAGUGGAUGGAAAUCCUGCAGAGGUUGUGCCUGCACGACAACCCUUGGAUACAGCACCGUGGCCUGGUAAUUGUCUUCAACAUGCUCAACUCAGACGACAGUGAGCUGUCCAAAAAGCUGAUCGAGAGUGAGAUGCUGGAAAUCCUCUCUGUGAUCGGCAAGGCUGACGAUAAUCCCAAGAGGCAGGAUGCCAUCGAUGCGGCACGUGUGUGCCUUGUCAAAGCUAUGGAACUUGGUCUCAUCAAACCUUUCUCCAGCCCUUCCUAAAAUGCUGUUAUAAAAAUAACAAUUGGACACACUUCUUUAUUUUCUCUGUUAUAUACAGACUUCUUUUCUAAAGUUUUUUCACUUCAGAGAUAUUAAAGGUUUAAACACC